CCCUGGGCCCGCCUGCUCCCGCCAUCCCUCCUCCCGCGCGCGCUCCCUCCCUUCGGCUCCCGCUCCCCCGGGAGCGGCGGCGGCGGCGGGAUGGCCCGGGCCCGCGGCCAGGCCCUGGGGAGCGGCGGGCGGCGGCGGCCGCGGCGGGGCGGCGCGGGAACCGGGCCCCGGGGGGAGUCGGCCGGGCUGCUGCUGCUGCUGCUCCAGGUGCUGCCGCCCGGGGCUGCGGCAGGGCCGGGGCGCCGGGGCAAGCGGGGCGCGGGCGGCGGCGGCGUCUGCUGGCCCGGCGCUGCCCCUGCCUUUCCCCGGGACGCGCGGUUGCUGCUGCUCCUGCCUCCCCUGCCGCCGCUGUCGCCUCCACCGCCGCCGCCGAGCUCCGCGCCCGCAGCCUCCGCCUCCCGGAUGGACGCUCUGCCCCGCGGCGGGCUGAACCUGAAGGAAGAGCCGCUCCUGCCCGCAGGCCUGGGUUCGGUGCGCUCCUGGAUGCAGGGCGCAGGCAUCCUGGACGCCAGCACCGCGGCACAGAGCGGCGUGGGCCUGGCACGAGCACAUUUUGAGAAGCAGCCCCCCUCCAACCUCAGGAAAUCCAACUUCUUCCACUUCGUGCUGGCCAUGUAUGACCGGCAGGGGCAGCCCGUGGAGGUGGAGCGCACGGCCUUCAUUGACUUCGUGGAAAAGGACCGAGAACCUGGGGCUGAAAAGACGAACAACGGGAUCCAUUACCGCCUCCGGCUGGUGUAUAACAAUGGACUUCGGACAGAGCAGGACCUCUAUGUGCGUCUCAUUGACUCCAUGUCCAAGCAGGCCAUCAUCUAUGAGGGGCAGGACAAAAACCCGGAGAUGUGCCGCGUGCUGCUCACCCACGAGAUCAUGUGCAGCCGGUGCUGUGACCGGAAGAGCUGUGGCAACCGGAAUGAGACACCCUCAGACCCCGUCAUUAUUGACAGGUUCUUCCUCAAGUUCUUCCUCAAAUGCAACCAGAACUGCCUAAAGAACGCAGGGAAUCCCCGAGACAUGCGUCGCUUCCAGGUGGUGGUGUCCACGACCGUGAGCGUGGACGGACACGUGCUGGCCGUGUCUGACAACAUGUUUGUGCACAACAACUCCAAGCAUGGCCGCAGGGCGCGCCGCCUGGACCCCUCCGAAGCUGCCACCCCCUGCAUAAAGGCCAUCAGCCCGGGGGAGGGCUGGACCACGGGCGGCGCCACGGUCAUUGUCAUCGGAGACAACUUCUUCGACGGCUUGCAGGUCGUGUUCGGGAACGUGCUCGUGUGGAGUGAGCUCAUCACGCCCCACGCCAUUCGGGUGCAGACGCCCCCGCGGCACAUCCCCGGGGUGGUGGAGGUGACCCUGUCCUACAAGUCCAAGCAGUUUUGCAAGGGAGCCCCCGGCCGCUUUGUCUACACAGCCCUGAACGAACCCACCAUUGACUACGGGUUCCAGCGGCUACAGAAAGUCAUUCCCAGACACCCCGGCGAUCCCGAGAGGCUGCCCAAGGAGGUGCUGUUGAAGCGGGCGGCCGACUUGGCGGAGGCCCUGUACGGAGUGCCCAGCAGUAACCAGGAGCUCCUCCUGAAGCGCGCGGCGGACGUGGCCGAGGCUCUGUACAGCGCCCCCCGAGCGCCCGCGCCCCUGGGGCCGCUGGCCCCCAGCACCCCCCACCCCGCCGUCGUGGGCAUCAACGCCUUCAGCAGCCCGCUGGCCAUCGCCGUCGGGGAAGCCACGCCGGGCCCGGAGCCGGGCUACGCGCGCAGCUGCAGCAGCGCGUCCCCCCGCGGGUUCGCGCCCAGCCCCGGCUCGCAGCAGAGCAGCUACGGCGGCGGCCUAGGAGCCGGCCUCGGCGGCUACGGGGCGCCGGGAGUGGCUGGCCUCGGCGUGCCCGGCUCCCCGAGCUUCCUCAAUGGCUCCACGGCCACCUCGCCCUUCACCAUCAUGCCCUCUAGCCCCCCGCUGGCUGCUGCCUCCUCCAUGUCCCUCCCGGCGGCUGCCCCCACCGCCAGCGUCUUCUCCUUCUCACCUGUCAACAUGAUCUCCGCUGUCAAACAGAGGAGCGCCUUUGCCCCCGUGCUGCGCCCACCAAGCUCCCCAACCCAGGCCUGCCCCAGAGCCCACGGAGAGGGGCUUCCAGACCAGCCUUUUGAGGAUUCUGAGAAGUUCCACUCUCCAGCCCGGGGGCUUCAGGGCCUGGCGUACUCCUAAUUACGGUCUGCAGGUCUGGCCCCUGCUGGCCCAGACUGGAGGUCCCACCAGGAUUCACACCCAUGCCCUGGAUGGCAGCACAGACAGAUGCAGGGCCAGGGCUGUGGACAGACCUCAACCCAUGGGCCUGAAUGGGGAGAGGACUUCCUCCCCAUGCUCCCGGCCCUCCACAGGCUUCUUUCACCUCCCUUCCUUGGGGCUGGUCGAAGCCCCAGCACUGUGCUGACGCUUUUGGCAGGAGAGCAUCCCAGGGAGGUGCUGGGAUGUAGGACUUCACACUCCGGACCGGUUCCUGUGGAAGAGAUGGACUUUGUGCAGACCUGAGGCAUCAGGUGACAGGAGCACAGGAAGUGGACUGUGGGAAAGAGGAUAGCUCAGGGAGAGGUGGCCUGGGAAGAUCCCAUUUGUGUCUGGCCCAUCUCGCUGGGCCAGCGCCCACUUCUCUUUAGGGCAAGGGAGAUGUCCAGCAGCCUCAGAAGGCUUGCGCAGGCUCCCAUGGAGCUUCCGAUGGCCGCUUGGCCCAUGGCUGCCCCACUCCCAUCGCAGCCUGCACUCUCACGCUUGCCACAUCAUGAAUCCCAGUGGGGGCUUCAGGCAUGGCAGUGCAGAAGAGGGGGUGCGAGGCCCCUGAAUUAUGGGUCUUCCUCCCAAUAGGUGUCCCAUGGACUCUGACCCACACACACAUGACUCUGCUGGUCCCAUAGAACCAUGGAAGGGGCCCAGCUGCCCCUGGACUCACACUCUGCUCUGUUGGGGUUGGAGAAAACAGAACAAUAAACACAGAUGCGGGUGGCCACCCAGCCUCUCCUGCCUGCUUC
Molecule: messenger RNA, 3017 nt
Organism: Myotis daubentonii (Daubenton's bat)
Lineage: Eukaryota; Metazoa; Chordata; Mammalia; Chiroptera; Vespertilionidae
Gene: EBF4
Product: EBF transcription factor 4
Biological process (GO): regulation of DNA-templated transcription
Molecular function (GO): DNA binding; DNA-binding transcription factor activity
Source: RefSeq, a predicted model, not a curated record